This is a messenger RNA of Danio aesculapii, 722 nucleotides long. It is a transcript of the gene gnal2, whose product is annotated as guanine nucleotide binding protein (G protein), alpha activating activity polypeptide, olfactory type 2. The record is from RefSeq and is a predicted model, not a curated record. The transcript has a single exon. Bases 234 to 713 code for a protein of 159 amino acids. NCBI's taxonomy places the organism in Eukaryota, Metazoa, Chordata, Actinopteri, Cypriniformes, Danionidae.
UGUCAGCACAGGCAGAAGUCAGGUGAUCCACCGACUAUUACGCGUAGGUUGGACCGUAAGAAAAUUCAAAAAUGACAUUUUGUAAAUACAAGAGCGUCAAUUCGGCGUUCCGCAAGGCUGGAAAAUGCACCGCGCGACACGGGCUCAUCUUAUGAUGCGCUAAAAUCCCCGGGGAAUCGAGCGUUUGUUGUGUAUUUAUGAUCAAAUAUCAUCCGUGAGCGCCUGGCCGCAUCAUGGGGCUGUGUUACAGUCUGCGUCCCCGCUUGUUCGGGAACCUCAGCGGAUCCAUUUCCAACGCCAACUCGGAGUCAGAUCACCAGCCUCCGGAUGCCGGGAUGAUGAUGAUGCCGUCGUGCGUCCGGGGCUCCAGGCAGCGCGACGAGGACUCUGGGGGAAACGAUGGGAAAACAUCACCCACCUCCCCUUUGCGCACCGGGGACGCCGGGAAGGUCCCAGCCGGGGAGCUCCGCCGUGGAGACGCGGACCGAGCGCUCAUCCAGAACGGCGGAGGAGGAGGCGGUAAGAGGAGGCUCCCGCUGCUCCAGACGCCCAGCAGCGCCCAAAAACACAAGAACUGGGACAAGCUGGUGGUGGUCGAGGAGAAGGAGGCCGAGAAAGAGGCCAAGAAAGUCAGCAAGAACAUCGACAGGGCCUUGAAGGAGCUCAAGCGGGAAUAUAAACAGACGCACCGGCUGCUCCUGCUGGGUGAGUGAGACCGUCGG